GUUUCUGCAGCUUUCGAUGGCACCUCAUUUCCUUUUUAAUGGCCCCCCUCCCUCCUUAUCCACAAAAGGCAGCCUUUUACUACCAGGUCUCUAUCUACCAUGCCAACUUCUACUGCAACUGCAUACCUAGCAAAAUUAUCUGUGGUAAAACACUGCCGGUUUCCUCAGCAUCUCAUCCACGUCGCCGCUCUGUUUUCACGCACCCUGCUCAACACGUCUGAAAUCGAUCGAUCAGCAGGCCGGCCGGAGUUGACCCGCCGCCGGCGUGCCCCGUGCGACCACGGCCCCUCGAGCGACGGCGGGCCGUUCCCAUUCUUUUUCAGAAUAUAAAGAAAGAGGAGGAAGAGAAGCCGAGUUCCUCGAAUGGUAAGCAGGCGUUGACCGGAACAGGGUGGAUCACAUCGCCACCACUACCACCACCACCUGAUGAUUGCCGGAAAGAUAUACACAUCCCAUCCGAUCAGAUAGGUUAUCGUCUUCUAUGCUGAUGCGGAGAGAGAUUACCGGCCUUUGACUUUGCUCGGCGCGUCUCGGCUCGGCUCAUCUCGCUCGCCGGAGCCCGGACGCCGGGGAAGGGGGUAUGUGAGAUGGCGGCGCUGGAGAUCGCCUUCGCCGCCAUCAGCGUCGCGGUCAUCAUCGCCAUUGCAUACUUCCUCCACACGUGCUCGCGGGAGGCCACGCCCGUGCCCAUGCCGACGCCGACGCCCCCCGGCGCGCAGGAGGCGGCAGCCGGCGACGUGGAGCUGCAGGCCGGGAUGGACGAGGCCGCGAUCAGCGCGCUGCCCAAGGUGGUGGUGCGCGGCGGGGCCGGAGCGGCGUCGUCGUCGUCGUCCACGAGCUGCGCGGUGUGCCUGGGGGAGUACGACCGGGGGGACGUGCUGCGGGUGCUGCCGGACUGCGCGCACUCGUUCCACCGGCCGUGCGUCGACCAGUGGCUACGCCUCCGCCCCAGCUGCCCCGUCUGCCGCACGCCGCCGUCGACACCGGCGCCGGCAGCACCCUCGCCCAGCCAGACGUGAUUUCUCUUUUCUUAAACACUCGAUUUGCAAACCAAAGUGUACGUAUAGUUGUAUAUACUUCACUGGAAAUACUUUUCGUGGGUGUCGAGAAAAUCUUUCUUUUGUCCAAAUGGCUAUGCUUGCCGUAGGAGCAUCGCCGGCACAUCUCAGAACCAUCUACUUACAGUCAAAAAAAAAAACUAGAUAGAGACCAAAUUGGCAGCUUGAAAGAGUUCAAUUCAGGCCGUCUGAUGAAUGAACUGUUCCAAUGAGGAUACAACAGAAGCCCUCAUCAUUAUUCAUUCAAGAUAAACAGAAACAUACAGAGGGUAUUCAGGUCUCACAACACAAUACACCACGGCUACAUGAUACACACAGACAACGGUAUAUAUGUCCCUAACAUUAACAAGUUAGAUAAA
This is a messenger RNA of Hordeum vulgare subsp. vulgare (domesticated barley), 1417 nucleotides long. Its product is annotated as RING-H2 finger protein ATL70-like. The record is from RefSeq and is a predicted model, not a curated record. The transcript has a single exon. Lineage: Eukaryota; Viridiplantae; Streptophyta; Magnoliopsida; Poales; Poaceae. Bases 588 to 1019 code for a protein of 143 amino acids.